Molecule: messenger RNA, 2644 nt
Organism: Crotalus tigris (Tiger rattlesnake)
Lineage: Eukaryota; Metazoa; Chordata; Lepidosauria; Squamata; Viperidae
Gene: CFLAR
Product: CASP8 and FADD like apoptosis regulator
Exons: 10
Coding region: 580-1962 (460 amino acids)
Biological process (GO): proteolysis; negative regulation of extrinsic apoptotic signaling pathway via death domain receptors
Molecular function (GO): protein binding; cysteine-type endopeptidase activity
Source: RefSeq, a predicted model, not a curated record
UCUGGUCUUUCUCUCGUCCAUCGAAUGCACUCCAAGUUAUUUGGGAGCUGGGCGGCUCCCAAGCUUAACGUCACUUCAGUAGUGACGUUUGGUUACUCAAAGGCCGCUUGGCGUCCCAAAGACAAAUCGUUUGGGCUCCCAAAGGGCGCCUGCCGCAUCGAGGAGACGCAGAGCAGGGCGGAGAGGGCGCUCGAGCUUUUCAGUUCCUCUGGGCAUUCUAAAUUAUGUGAUAGUGGGAGCUUUCUUGAAAACUGGACAUUCCCUUUUGAUUCAUCCUAAGCUUCACUUCAUUUGAAAAAGUUCAUACUGUUCCCAGCCCGAACAAAUGUAGCAGCGGAUGAGAUGGCAGAAUGAGUGCCAGCAGUGAACUUUAAUCAUUGUGUGUGAUUAAAAUGAUUUGGGUUUGUCUAGGUCUUCUCUUCUUGUCAAUGGACUUUUGAUAUAUAAAAGGCAUAAAGCGAAGCCUGGAUAUUGAAGAUCAACAAUGAAGGCAGAUUCUGCAUUUAGAAGCAAGCCUCACGACGUGGCUUUUCUUGUUUAAAAUACACACAGAGAACUAUAAAGGGGUAGUGGCCUGUGAUGACAUUUUGCAGUGUCCCAGCAUCCCUCCUAUACCAGCUUGAACAGGAACUGGAUACAGAUGAAAAAGAAAUCAUGGUCUUCUUGUGCAGUGAUCUCAUGUCUGACGUUUCUACGCCUGGUGGCCUACAACUGUUAACAGCUUUGAAUGAAAAGGAGAUGCUGACCACCAUCAACUUAUCUGAACUAUUAUACAGGCUGAAAAGAUUUGAUUUGUUAAAGAAGUUCCUGGGGACUGGAAGAGCAGCCGUGGAAGCCAGUUUGGCCAAGCACCCUCAGAUGUUGUCAAAAUACAGGUUGUUGAUGACUGAAAUCAAUGAAGAUCUGGACAAAGAAGACUUGAGAUCUCUCUCUUUCCUUCUGAAAAAUCAUCUUGGUACAUCACACAAGGAGAAGAGUUUUUUGGCAAUUAUUACUGACCUGGAGAAGCUAGAUCUGAUAUCUCCCAUGCAUUUGGAUUUAAUAGAAAAUUGCUUCCUGACUAUUCACAGGAGAGACUUGGCAAAAAAGAUUCAGAAGUACAAACUAGAAGUGCACAUUCCACCUAUGAAUGCAAAGACUCUUCAGACAUCCUUACCUAAGUUAUCUCUAGCUGACCCUCCAAAGACUGUGAACAGGGAAAGAGUAAUGAACGGAGCCUGUGCUGUCCAGGCAGAACAGAUUCACAUAUCCGUUCCAGAAACAGAAGUACAGGGCUGUAACAAGUACAGAAUGCAAAGCAAACCUUUAGGAGUCUGCCUGAUUAUUGACUGCAUUGGCAAUGAUGCAGAUUUGUUGACGAAAGCCUUUAAAUCACUACAUUUUGAAGUUCACUGUCGACGGUUUCUGAAUAUGCAUGCAGUGAUGCAUGAUUUGCAUGAGGUAGCAAGGUUAAGAGCUCACAAAGAUGCAGAUUGUUUUGUUUGUGUGCUUGUCAGUCGAGGGGACCAUCAACAUAUAUUCUGCACAGACCAUAGUGUCCCAGGAUUUCAACUGGAAAGGCUGAAGGAUUUCUUUACCGGUGAGAGGUGCCCUGAUCUCUUAGGGAAACCAAAGCUCUUUUUUAUCCAGAACUAUAUUGAGCCCCCAAAUUGGCAAGGGAAUGCCAGCCUGACAGAAGCAGAUGGAGAUCUAUGCACAAUCCCACAAGUAGCAGACAUUCUCUGGAGCCACUGCACAUUGGAUGCCUCUGCACUGGAGAGAUCCCCAUGCUCAUCAUCCUAUUAUCUUUCCACUUUGGCUAACCUUCUGAUGGAUCCUCAGAAAAGAAAGCUGCCUCUGUUGGAUAUUUUUUUGGAGCUGAACAACAGAGUUUAUGAAUGGAAUAGGAUUAAUCCUGCAGAACAGUACUUACUCUCAUUGAAGCACACCCUGAGGAAAAAACUUUUCCUGACGGACAAGUAAAGGCCUUUGAGAAGCUUUUCUGAGAUUUAUCAGAUUUUCUUGGAGAGUCAAGCACAGCAUCGCAAUAGUAUUCAGGAACAUUUUGUAUUUUUAAACUUAAGUAAUUCAGAGAAUUGCUGAUCUUGGAAAAGAAAGAACUAGUAAGAAUAAAUAGCUAUUCCUACAAUGUAUUACUUAAGAUCUUAUUGUACAUCAUCGAUACCAUUGAAUAUGUGCCUUAUUUAAAUAACUUGUCAUGAUCUUUCUCAAAGCUUCCCUCAGAAAAGUAUAUUAUUUUCUGUCUUGCUUAUGAAUAUAGGUUCAAACAAAAUCCAAGAUGGAUUGUUGCGAGGCAACAUAAUUGUCUCAGCAUGCAAGUAUAAUCAAAACUAAUGGGUAAUGAGUAAAGUACAGUGUAAAUGUUUUGAGCCACAAGUAAAGAAGUAUCAGUGCUUGGUUGGAAGAAUCUUCUUGCAGAAAUUGCACUGAAAAAUGAGGCUAGAAAUUGGGGGGGGCUUCUGAGCUCUGUAGCGUAUAUACAGUACUAAAUAUUAACCUGGAGAGUAUUAUAAUAGUUAUAAUAAUUAGUAAUACUAUACUAGUAAUUUUGUCUAAUAUACAAGUAUGUAUGUAUUUCAUCUCUGUAUCUUGAGAUAUGCGUAUUGUGCAUUUGUAUUUUAAAAAUUGUUUCAAUUACUUUGCA